CCCGCGGCAAUUGUAUACCAUCGUUUCCGAGGAAUCUAACUGUGUUCUUUAUCUCUAUUGGAUAAUUAGAGGCACUUUUUAUUUAGUCAAGGCCAAUUAACUAAGAUUGACACAGCUCUGAAUCUACUUAGGAGGGAGCAAAGCCAAAGCCGCGGAAAGAACUUUGAAGAUGCAAUCGCUGUUUCCUGCUUAACGAAACCCUUCUCUUUUGAAGCAGUUCUCAAUCUGAAAAUGUUGCAGAUUUGCCUUCUGAAAUUCCCUUUGCUUUUAGUUUUAUUUCUGACAGGUUUUCAAGAGAAAGCAUGGUCUUUCGAAGGAGAACUUUCAACCAUUUUGGGAAAACAAAGAAGUAAAGACCUCUCAAAUGCUCAAAUGGAGUCAGCCGUUGCUACACAUCACUUACCACCUCUGACAAAAAAAACGCAACCGCUGUACCUCCACUUUACACAUAUUCAGCAAGCAUCUUCAAAGAUAUCAGCUUCGGCUCAGAAUAAACAAAGAACUGCAAAACUAUCUGGGUUCCUACCCAACAGCAGGUUCAGACGGGAGCCAGACUUCAUCCCACCAGCUGCAGAUGGUCCUCCCUCUUUUAGAGACUUCACUACUGAAACACAUUUGGCCAUGCUGGCAGCACCGCAGCCCAGAGAGACUGGAGUGGUUGACAGUGUAGAAAUGAGAGCCUCAGAACAUAUAAGCUUGUCAGGAGAACUCCCUCUCUCGAGUUGGUUGGCAGAUUCAUCCUAUUUAAAGAUGGCUAAAGUGGGUCACACAAAUCAGCUUUGCACAGGGAUCCAUUGUCCACAAAAGGAUAACAAUGUGCCAUCUCAGCUUGCAGAAAUAAAGUCUGUAAGCAGUGCUUUUACAGAAGAAAUUGCCCUAGCACCAGCUUUUCCUCCAGCCCUGGAUCGAGGUCUUUCUGUAGACCAGGACACUUCAGUGUCAGAUACACCUAAUGCCAAAAUGGAGGCUGGACCUUUAGGUUCACACAGUAAAGAUCAAAAGAUUCAUAAAACCACAAAAUAUAUGCACCAUAAACUGUUUAAAAGAGAAAACAUUGACUUUGGACCCAGACUUGAAAAUGAUGUGUUGAUACCUAUGUUCCCAUUACCAGUGAAUAUUGAGAAAGUCACUGAAGGGUCCAGCACUGUGAGGCCAGGCAGCUGUCAUAAUCGGUCCCAUAAGAAAGCCACAAUCCAAGGGUUCCCUUCAGGGCAACCUGCCAGUUUGCUGGAAGCCUUGGGCAAGUCUGCUGGGGGUCUGUCUUUGAAUCAAAAUCUAGUGGUUGAUCCCAAGGAUGAAAAGUUUAAAGAUCUACAAUAUAGAAGAGCAAUUGCAGUUUUCACUUGUACCUCAAACCCUUCUUUAAGCCCAAAUACUUCUCAUAAAACACCCAGCACACAAAGAACAUUAACCAACAGUACUAGUACUUCAUCUAAAUUGGGGUCACUGAAUGUUGCUGGCCAUAUGGUAACAGUGAGCAGUCCCACUGAGUCUAUAACAACUCCCACUUUACCUUCUAACUUUCAAGGAUCAAUAGCCACCUCUCGGCAGGCUGAAAUACAAUCAACUUCAGAGCAGCACAAUGUCUGGGGUCAAAUAACCACGUCCAACAGAAAUGAAGAAACGGGUUCACCUGACACUAAAAGCACCAUCUCAAGUGGAAGAUCCACAGUGUCUGCAGUGCCUUCCAAGAUUGCUCCUACAAUAUCAGCCUUUCAUAAUGGAUCUUCUACAACAUUCCAGGGACAAGGCAGAAACCCUUCUCCUUCAAGCCAAAGUACUUCUCGUAAGACGUCCAGCACCCAAAGAACAUUAAAUAAUGCUACUAGUGCUUCAUCUAUAUUGGGGUCACUGAAUAAUGCUGGCCAUAUGGUAACAGUGAGCAGUCCCGUCGAGUCUAUUACAACUCCCUCUUUACCUUCUAACUUUCAAGGAUCAAUAACCACCUCUCGGCAGGCUGAAAUACAAUCAACUUCAGAGCAGCACAAUGUCUGGGGUCAAAUAACCACAUCCAACAGAAAUGAAGAAACGGGUUCACCUGACACUAAAAGCACCAUCUCAAGUGGACGAUCCACAGUGUCUGCAGUGCCUUCCAAGAUUGCUCCUACAAUAUCAGCCAUUCAUAAUGUGUCUUCUACAACAUUCCAGGGACAAGGCAGAAACCCUUCUCCUUCAAGCCAAAGUACUUCUCGUAAGACGUCCAGCACCCAAAGAACAUUAAAUAAUGCUACUAGUGCUUCAUCUAUAUUGGGGUCACUGAAUAAUGCUGGCCAUAUGGUAACAGUGAGCAGUCCCGUCGAGUCUAUUACAACUCCCUCUUUACCUUCUAACUUUCAAGGAUCAAUAACCACCUCUCGGCAGGCUGAAAUACAAUCAACUUCAGAGCAGCACAAUGUCUGGGGUCAAAUAACCACAUCCAACAGAAAUGAAGAAACGGGUUCACCUGACACUAAAAGCACCAUCUCCAGUGGACGAUCCACAGUGUCUGCAGUGCCUUCCAAGAUUGCUCCUACAAUAUCAGCCAUUCAUAAUGUGUCUUCUACAACAUUUCAGGGACAAGGCAGCAUUACUGUCCCUGAAAGUGAGCCUACUACAGACUCAUCUACUGCUAAAUCAACCUCUGUAUUCAGAUUGCCUCAAAGUUCAACCAUUGCAGCAUCAACUGAAGCUUAUACACAGUUUCCCCUAGUAGAUUCUCUUGUAAGCACAGCAUCAGUGCAUUCUGGAAUAUCGAAGAGUUCACCAACAGUGUCCACUUCUUCAACAAACACACUAUUUCCUAGUUUCCAGGGACAGGGUACUACACAGGAACCUCAGAGUAGAUCCUCCAGACUGUAUUCAAGUGCUGCAUUCAUAUUAUCUACGGUGUUUCCUACAAUGUCAAAGACUACUGGCCAUUCUAAAGGACAAACCUUUCCCAGACAUUCCACCAGUCCGGUAACACAGUGGCCUGCUGCUCAUAGCUUCCGUGGGACGAGCAAUCCAUUGACUGUGGCCCUCCCAGCAACACCCACAACAUGGAAGUCUGGUCUGUCAACCCAGCCAUCAAUGACCACUCACAAAGCCAUGCCUAGUAGUCAUUCUGGGAUGACUUCCGUUCUAGCUAAAAUUACUGGCUUUAUAAGAAAUACCUCGGUGCCAAAUUCAUCUUACUUCGUUUCCCAUUCCACCACAAACAAUAUCCUUUCUCUAACCACUGGUCAAAUAUCAACAACUGAAAGAAGCACAGCAAUGUCUAGCAUACUGGAUUCCGGAACAGCAACAGAGUCCACUGAACUUUGGACCAGUAAUACUGCCACCUCUACGGCCCCUGAAACCUCCACUGAGCUCAGUUCUCUGGUCCCGACAGUUACAUCACCAACAAGCAUGUCAGACAGGUCUACUACUGCAGAUUCUGUCAUUCUAAGGACCUUACCGGUACAGUUCAUGCUUGGUGUUGCUGGCACCGUAGAGACCCGGAAUAUGAUGUCUGAAAACCAGACUCUGGAGAGACAAGUUAAAGCUACUGGGAAAGGUAGCACACUACUCUCUGAAAGCGAGCCUACUACAGAAUCAUCUACUGCUAAAUCCACCUCGGUCUCUGGAGUGCUUCAAAGUUCAACAAUACCAAUAUCCAGAUCUUCAGUUUCUCCGAAUACUACACCACUUCCCAUAAGACAUUAUACUACAAAAACUUCAGGUACUCAAGAAAUGAGUGGCCCUCCAACAAGUACCUCUGUGUUCCAUUCAUCAACCUCCAUAUUCAAUUUCAACACAAGUGAUGGUCUUUCAACACUACAAAUUACAAGUGGAACUAAAACAGUGUUUUCAAGCACUGUACACACUUUAUCUAAACUACUUCCAGAGCUAUCAAAGACAACUGACCUUUCCCUAAAGCAACCCUUUGACACAGAUCCUACCAGAUCUCGAGGUAUCAGUGAAAUGGGCAUUCCAGUAAAAACACAACCAGAGCUUAGAGCAAAAUUAACAACAUGGCAUCCAAGACUGUCAACACAUUCCUCAUGGAUCACUCUUCAUUUGAUGGCUGGCAGCCAGUCGGGAGAUAUUUCAAUCACAGAAAAGCUUCCUGGUACCCCAAGUUCACAUUCCAAUUCCGCCACCAGUGAUGGGCUUUCAACAAAGUCAAGUACAUUGUCUGCACUGCAGGGACAACCCUCCAGGAAGACUGCGACUCAGCAUGUCAAUGGAUUAAGCAUUCCAUUGGCAAGAUCUGCUAGCCCUCGAACAAGGGGGGCAAGUCUGUCUCCUCUGUCCUCACUGACCACUCUCGAUGUUGGCGCUAGUACCCAGUCAGCUUCUACUUCAGUUACAGCAAAGAUGAUUGGCUCUCCGAGUACUCCUAUUCCAUGUCCUUCUUGCUCCUCUUCUCAUUCCGCUGCAAGGGAUGAGGUGUCACCUAAGGAACUCCAAAGUAAUGCAAAUAAACUGUUCUCAAGCACUGUAUCCACUUUAUCAGCAAAGCUUCCUAAAGUGUUGUAUACAGGGUCAAAAAUGACUGGCCCUUCUCCAGGACAAGCCUUUCUCACGGAUUCCACUAGUGAAAUGACUUCUCAGGCUUCUGUUGAGGGAGUUGAUGAAAUGAGACAUGAAAGUCUUCUAUCGAUGUUCAGGAAAUUGAAGCCUAUCCUGCUGACCCGGUCAUCGCUGACGAAUGUUGAUGUUUUAGGUACAAGCCAGCCAGUCAAAGUACGGAUUACAAGUAGGACUCGACAAACAAUUUCAUCUUCCUUCACAUCCUAUUCUGCCGUAAGUAAUAGUAUUUUAAGCCAGGGCACUAAGAGUAGAACUUCUAAACUAUUUUCAAUACUGGGAUUCACAAUAUCUGCAUUGCAAAGACAGACCUUUCCCACAGAUCCCAACGGUAAGAUGACAACUGACACUCCCACUUCGGGAGUUGGUGAGACAAGCAAUCCAUUGACCAGAUCUGCAGGUCGUCUUGGAACAUUCAUAAGCAUGUCAACGCAGUCAUCCAAGAUUGUCGAUUUGAUGGCUCGUAGCCAGCUGGGGUCUACUUCAGUUCUAGCCAAGAUGAUGGAAAAAGGGUAUGUUCUAAAGAGUUCAAGUUCAUCUCAUUCCACGUCCCAUUUCAGCAGCUCUCCCACAGAACCCACCGAGACUACGCAUUGGACGGGAACAAGCUAUCCACUGAAAAGCCAUGGAGGUCUUCCAGCAACAUGGAGGCAAAGACUGUCAACUCAGCCUUCACAGACACCUCUUGAUCUGACUGCUCGUAGCCAGUCAGGGCAUACUACAGUCAUGACAACCAUAAAGGGCUCCCCAACAAGUACCCCCGUGCCAAGUCCAUCUUGCUCCAUAACACAGGAACCCAGGAGUACAACGGCUACACUGUUCUCAAGCACUGCCUAUACAUUAUCUGCACUGUCUCCUGGCGUGUUGCCUACAGCAUUAAAGACUACUGACUAUUCUCAAGUCGGUGAAGCAAGCAAUCCACUUGCAAGAUCUGCAGGCCUGGAGCAAAGAGUGUCAAACCAGUUCUCGCUGAUAGAUGUGACUGCUAGCAGCCAUUUGGGGGCUACGUCAGUCACAGCAAAUGCUACUGGCUCUCCAAGUUCCCCAGUCCAAAGUUCAUUUUAUUCCCUGCCCCAAUCCAGCACAAGUAAUGGUCCUUCAACACCGCAACCUAGUACACAAUUUCUGAUUGCUAAAACAAUCCCUGCGUUACUGUUGCCUACAUUGCUUCCUGGGAAGUUCCAUUCAGUGUCACAAACUACUGACCAUUUGAAAGGACUAACCCUUCCCACUGAUCCCACCAGUAAGGUACCAUCUCUUCCUAACGGGCAAGCAAAGCUGACUUCAGCCAUAGGCUCUCUAACAAGUACAUUGGUGCCCACAUCCUCUUACUUGACAUCUCCUCCCACUACAGGAGAUGGUCUUUCAAUAGGGGAACCAAGGAGUAAAACGUCCAGCCCUGGGUUCAUGUUGUCUGCUCUGACUGUUAAGCAUUCUCCAGGACAAAUCUUUCCCACAGAUGCCUCCAGUGUGGUGACUGCUUCUCAGAGUGUCGGUGGAACAAGCAAUCCACCGACAAGAUCUGCAGGUCUUCCAGCAACAUUCACCACUUGGAAGGCAGGGCAACCGCCAAGUAGUAGUCUGUCUCUGCUCAUGUCAGUCAAAGCAAAGGCUACUGGAACUCGAACUACCUCUGUGCAAAGUUCAACUCACUUGGUAUACAAUAUAGCCACAGCUCCAGUGAAGGCCUUGCCGCUGCAGUUCAGGUUAAGUGUGGUUGAUGCCAGAGGUACUCGGAAGAAGGCUUAUAAGAAAAAGAAUCUUGAGAGACAAAUCAAAGCAACUAUGGACUGGGCUUUCACACGUCAGUAUGAUGGUACAUUUCUGGAAACGAGGAUUCACACAUUUUUCAAUGACAGUCUGGCCACAGUGCAUGGGGAGGUGGUGUUCCGACAGGAAUGCCAGCCCCCCACGAGCUCCGACAUCGUCCGAACCAUCGUCACGUAUGCCGAGCGCUUGCCUCCUGGGGGCGCUCCAUGGAAGAUUGAUAUCUGGUCUGUGGAGUCGAAUGGGUUCAGCCUGACAAACCUGCUUCCCGAGAAGCUGUCAGUCAGGUUUAUUACCCUGCAAAUGGGCCUUGCAUCACCAGGACUCCCUCAGAGUAGAUUUGACAUCCUCCAAGGGCUGAGCAAUAAGGUUGAAGAAGCAAUUCAAUUUCAAUACCCUGUGCAGAAGUUUAUAAUUGAUAAUGUAAGGAAUGUGCGUGGAGACCUGGAGGUUGAGGGGGCAGUGUUCCUCAACACCAGAACACACGUCAACUCUCAGGACAUCCUGCGCCUGCUCUACAGACUAGCCAACCAGUCUGUGGAUCUGACCAGCCUCAAUGUCAAUGGUAUUGGAGCCGAUGUCCAGAUUGUCCCUCUGAAUUUCCGGAUCCUAAACAGGAAGUACGAAACGGGCCUGCUGGAUCGCACUUCAAAAUAUUUUAAUGCUCUAGGAAAUGAAGCUGGCAGCAGUGUGUAUGCUGUACUCAAGCUACAGUACAAAACAUUAAUGCAAGUGGUGAUUCGAAAGUUUACGAAGGGCUCUGUCAUUUUGAUGUCUGACCUGGUGUUUGCUCCACCUGCUCCAACUCCUAAGGCAGUCCUGGAUUCUCUGCUGGACUCCAUCGAUUCCAAUGAGAGCCUGGGCGGGAGCGCCCUCCAUGUGGAUCGCUACUCUGUCAUAGCCGGGGGUGUGACGGUGGAAAGACCCUUCAAGGAUCAGAAUGUGCCAGGGUACGGAGUUGCCAUCAUUGUUAUGUGUGGACUUGUAUUGAUUGGAGCCCCAUUUCUAAUACUGGCGGUCCUACGUUUCGGAUUGUGCAGAGCCUCGAAAGGAGAGGCUGCUGGGAACAUUGAGAGGAACGUUGAUCAGGUCAGGAUGAAUAACCUCAACCCCAGCUCUUCUCGCACGUCCUCCUCCUUUGCCCUUUGAGGAAUGCAGUGCAGGUUCCAGUAAGGGAUUAAGCUCCAAUAUCUGUGACAUUUGCAUCACAUAUUCCACUUACCCAGGAAUACGCUUUCUUUUACUGCAAGAUACAUUUUGAAUGUUUUGUAUGUUAACGAUGCUGCAGUAACUAACAGAAUCCCAUUGUCUUGGUUUUAAAGGUGUCUUUAUCAAGCCUUUAAAAAUGCUUUCUUACAUUUAACAUAAUUCUCCAAGCCCUUGUUGUUUUACAGUCCUGGUGCACAGAUGUGCUAGCUUUUUUUACUCCAGUAAACACCUCAACACUCAGUUCAUGGUGGAAGUGCUUUGAUCUCUCUCUGCGUGCUGUGUUGCUUGUAAAUAUACCCCACAUUUUGUGCAACAUAGAACACUAGGGUAAGGCCCAGGUGGGAUCCAGUGUCCCCAAACACAGCAGGUAUUGACUAUCAUGGUUAGUGAAAAUAAAGUCUGAAAAAAAGAAGGGCUUGUGAGAAUGAGAGGUCCAAAUGAUUACUACCUCAUUACGGCAGUAAUGUGGUUUGAGCAAGAAGUUUACAGCGCUGAGCUCAAGCAGUGAUGCAGAGUGCCUGAGCCUCACUCCCACCUUGGUAUACAGAAAAUCACUAGAAAACAGUGCAUUCAAGUAUGUCAGUCAUGAUUUAAACAACAAUAAUAAUGUUCUGAAGCCAAUGUUCAGCUUGAGUGUGAAUUAACUUAUAUUGAGACCUGCUGCUAUUGUUCCCAAGUCUGUUCCAUUUUAAUGUAUGCCUGUGUGGAUGGGGGUGUCAUGCUCAGAGUCAUGGUGCUGACAUGCCAUUAUAUAUAUAUAUAUAUAUAUAUAUAUAUAUAUAUGAAUGUGUGUCAGUAUGAAGGAACCUCUUGUAGGCAGUGUCUUGGAACAGAUUGAUUUAUUACUUAUUAUUUAUUAGAAGAUAUGGCAGUAGUCAAUAUUCCUGCCAUAUCUUCUAUAUAGUGAUCUAUCUACAAGUGAAUUGGUAAAUUACCAGUUGUGAUAAAAUGAUGGAGCGCUGUGUAGUAUAGCUUACCUGAUAUUUCAAAUUGUUAUCUGUUUAUAUAUUUCUGUAUCUAAAUAUCUAUUUUUAAAUAAUGUAUGGUUGUAUUGUAUGUGACCUAUACAUAUUCAGUGUUAUUUAAAGAGCGUAAAGAUCAGUAAUAAAAUCUUAUUUGCACUGUG
Molecule: messenger RNA, 8632 nt
Organism: Acipenser ruthenus (sterlet)
Lineage: Eukaryota; Metazoa; Chordata; Actinopteri; Acipenseriformes; Acipenseridae
Product: mucin-2-like
Exons: 15
Coding region: 232-7446 (2404 amino acids)
Source: RefSeq, a predicted model, not a curated record